AUGGCAGAUACUUUGGAAUACAAGGCCCGAAGAUCAAGGGCUGGUACGCUCAAUAAUGAUGAUAAGACUCUGAGUUAUAAUGAUACUAGAGAAUUGAAACAAUGGUUGGCUAAAUCAAAUUGUCAACAUUAUUAUUCGAAAUUUGUAGAGAAUAAUAUAACAUUUGACUUAGUAACUGAAUUGGAUUCAUCAUCGUUAAGGGAAAUUGGGAUAGAUAAACUAGGUGAUCGAUUGAAAUUAGAAUUAUCGAUAUCAAAUUUGAAAAAUGAAAAGUUACAAUCAAAUUUAAAUAUUGAAGAUUUAUAUAAAACUUUGAAUCUAAAUAUUUCAAAUACUUCUCAAAUACCUGCUAAUGAAUUAUCAGGAAAACUUGACUUAUCUAGUGCAAAUGAUUCAACAACCUUAUUACCAGGUGCUCAAUCGUAUCUUAAUACAUCAUCAACUAAUUUAAAUAAAGAUUCCAAUAAGAAUGUUACUUUCAUUUUACAGGAUGGAUCUUGCAAAAGAGUUAAUGUAACUGGUUGUUUUAAUUCUCAGUCAAUUAAAAGAAAAGUUUUGAAAAAAUUAGGUAUUAAACAACAAGAAGCUAAAUACCAUACAUAUAUUCAUUCGAAAGAUCAUCAAAAUAAUAAUCAAUUAAAAUUAAAUGCAUUAUAUGAUGUUGAAUUGGUUACAAUUUGUUAUAGUCCUGAUCGAUUAGAAAAACACCGGAUCAUUUUAUGUCCUGAAAAUGAAACUCCAUCGGAAAUUGCAAUCGAAACAUCUAAAAAAAUUCUAGUUAAACAUGAUAGAUUUGAAAAUAUUCGUAUCAAAAAUCAAGAAGAUUUAAGUCAAUAUCAUAUUCCUGAUACUAAACCUAAACAAGCUCCUGGUCCAUCUAUGAGGAAUUUCUUUGGCCAAAGACCUCCAAGUGAAUUGAUUAGUUCAAAUUUAGCUGAAUAUUUCCCAGAAGCCCGCCAAAAAGAAUUAGAAGCCACUGUUCGUAAUUCUGUCAGAUACUCGGUUAGAUUAUCUCGUCGCUUUAAUCUACCCUCUGGGAUUGCUAGUGGUGGUAGUAGCACUGGAUCAAUGAUUAAUGCAAAUCCAAGACAAUCUAUAAUGAGUAAUAAUACAAUCACAACGACUAAUAAUAGAGCUUCAUCAAUUCUGUCGAAUGAUUUUUUGAUUCAAAGAAGACAUCAAAAUAGAACCAUUGGUGAUGUCAUGAUGAAUAAUAUUACCGCAAUUGAUGAGGCAGUUAAUUCUCAAGAUAAUGCUUCAACUUUUAGCAAACCUCCUUCUAUUAUAUCGGGAAUGACCGGAGGAGGAAAUAGCGAUGAUCGAUCGAUACACUCAAAUAACUCUCUGAGUAAAGCUAAUAAUCGUCAAAGAUUUUCUAUUGCUACUAGUUUUGCAGAUCAAUCAAGUUCAAAUAAUCGAUAUUCCAAAAUCGAACUAUUCAGUAUCGACUCCGAUGAAGAAGAAGUCCAAGGAGAUGAAGAAGAGGGUCCUGACUUUAUUAGUGAAUACGGAACAUAUACAAGUGGGGAAUUAAAUUACCAAGAAGGUCAAGAGCUGAGUGAAUCAUUAGAUAAAAUCAGCAAGUUACCAAGUAAAAAAUGGCUACAAGGGGCAAGAAUAGGAGCUGGUAGUUUUGGUAUAGUUUAUUUAGGUAUGGAUCCAUUUACCGGGGAAUUAAUGGCAGUUAAGCAGGUCAAGAUCCCUAACGAAGCUAGUAUGAACAAUGAACUGCAAAAAGCAAUGAUUGAAGCUUUAGAAAGGGAAAUGACAUUAUUAAAAGAACUUAACCAUGAGAAUAUUGUUAGGUAUCUUGGAUCAUCCACUGAUGAUCAAUUUUUGAACAUUUUUUUAGAAUAUGUACCCGGAGGAUCGGUACAAUCAAUGCUUAAUCUGUACGGGCCAUUCGAAGAGCCUUUAAUUCGUAAUUUCAUUAGGCAAGUGUUGAUUGGUUUGAAUUAUUUACACAGCGAAGGGAUAAUACAUCGUGAUAUUAAAGGGGCAAACAUUUUGAUUGAUAUCAAGGGAACAGUUAAAAUUAGUGAUUUUGGAAUCUCCAAGAAAGUAGGCAGCUCAAAUGUCGAUGAUACCGAAGAAGAAAACAAUCAGCAAAAGAAAGGGGGAAGAAGAGCUUCAUUACAAGGAUCGGUUUAUUGGAUGGCACCAGAAGUUGUUAAACAAACUGCUUACACUAAAAAGGCUGAUAUUUGGUCUGUUGGAUGCCUUAUUGUGGAAAUGUUUACUGGUAAUCAUCCGUUCCCAAACUUUAGUCAAAUGCAAGCUAUUUUCAAAAUUGGAACUCAUAUAUUACCCCAAAUACCUGAAUGGUGUACUUUAGAAGCAAAAGAUUUCUUACAAAAAACCUUCGAAGUCGAAUACGAAAAUAGACCAGACGCAAUCGACAUGUUGAAUGAACCAUUCUUGAAUCCCUUGAUCAUGUCAAAACAGUAA
Messenger RNA from Hyphopichia burtonii NRRL Y-1933, 2448 nucleotides. RefSeq names its product mitogen-activated protein kinase kinase kinase (gene STE11). Gene Ontology annotation, molecular function: protein binding; ATP binding; protein kinase activity. Lineage: Eukaryota; Fungi; Ascomycota; Pichiomycetes; Serinales; Debaryomycetaceae. The transcript has a single exon. The record is from RefSeq and is a predicted model, not a curated record. Bases 1 to 2448 code for a protein of 815 amino acids. Gene Ontology annotation, biological process: protein phosphorylation.